This is a messenger RNA of Argentina anserina (silverweed cinquefoil), 4453 nucleotides long. RefSeq lists its product as uncharacterized. NCBI's taxonomy places the organism in Eukaryota, Viridiplantae, Streptophyta, Magnoliopsida, Rosales, Rosaceae. Gene Ontology annotation, molecular function: ubiquitin conjugating enzyme activity. The record is from RefSeq and is a predicted model, not a curated record.
GAAGCGUCUCUUCUCUUCUUUAAAACGCGUGCGAGGCCGUGUAAAUACGCUUGAGCUUCCUACUCGCCAAGGUAGUGUGACCAACAGACGACUGAUCGAUCAACUCCGGCUCUAAUGAAGUCGCCGCCGUCCUCCCCGAAUCCCCGGAAGCGAUCAUUGUUUCCAGAGAGCACUUCUAAGUGCAUGGAUUACGACAAAGACGUCGUCUCGAGUGCUCCUCUAGUUUCCCGGAAUCAGAAAUCCGACAAAGGGAAGGAGGUUAUUGUGCCUGAUGGUUUUAACAUUGGAGACUCUGAUACUGCAAUGUUUAAUGAUAAGAAAGUCGAGCGAAGUAUCAGAAGGAACGCAAUCAAUUACUCUUUCAAUGAAUGCCCUGACCAUAAAGCUAAGGGAGCUGUUGCCAAUAAUUUUGCUGGUUCUUCUGGUAAGAGUUUAGGCGCGAUGGGGGAUAACAUUAACUAUGCUGAUCUUUUUUUGGAUGAUGAAAUAGAUGUCGAUGAGUAUUGCCAAUUGGUAGCCCAUCUUGAUAGUGUGGAUAUUCCUCCUGGAGUCGAAGCACCUAUGCCACCUAUCCCAUGGUUGUCUGAUCCUGUUAAAAGUGAUAUAAAGUCGGUUCCUGGAAGUAUUUCUGAUACAAAUCUUCAAGCUGCUAAGAGUUUUGCGUCAACCUCGCAUAAUGUUAUUGACUUAGCUGGUCCCAGUACUAAUGCAUCUACUUUCAAUGAUGACUAUUCUGAUCUUUAUUUGGAAGCAUCUAUAGAUAUCGAUGAGUAUGCUGUGAUGCUAGCCCAUUUUGAGAAAAAAGAUAUUCCCUCUGGAAUAGAAGCACCUGUUCCACAUUUUCUGUCAUUUUCGGAUCAUCCUAACAGCAACAUAAAAGCAGUUUCUGGAAGUAGUUCAAGUUUGAUGGCCCAAACAAACAUUGUAAGUCCUGCUCUUGGGCUAUCAUCAUCUUGGAAACAUCCACAAAUUUCCAGUACUAAAAUGACACAAUCUUAUCUGCAACACCAAGGGAGACCUUCUAAUAUUCCAGUUGGAGUAGCAUUAUCAAAAUCUCAGGAGCAAGGUCAAAUCAAUGAUGCCCCUGCAAAGCAAGUUUCUAGCAUGGAGGCAGAUGCAACUACUGGGAAGUUUAAGGAUUUCAAACAAUUCGAUACAGUUGAAGAUCAUUCAGACCAUUGCUAUACUAAUAAAAGUAGUUGUACCAUGCAGAAAAAUUGGGCAAAGAGAAUACAGGAAGAGUGGAAAAUCUUGGAGAAAGAUCUGCCUGAUAAAAUAUUUGUUAGAGUUUAUGAGACAAGGAUAGAUCUCUUGAGAGCUGUUAUUGUUGGAGCCGAGGGUACUCCCUACCAUGAUGGUCUCUUUUUCUUUGAUGUUUCAUUCCCAAGAGACUAUCCCAAUGUACCCCCGCAUGUUUACUACCACUCUGGUGGGCUUCGACUAAAUCCAAACUUGUAUGAAUGCGGAAAAGUUUGCCUCAGCCUUCUCAACACCUGGUCUGGGGGCAAGCAAGAGAAAUGGAUCCCUGGUACGUCAACAAUGCUUCAGGUUUUGGUCUCUAUACAAGGGCUGAUCUUGAAUACAGAGCCCUACUUCAAUGAGCCUGGAUAUGAAGAUGGUAGGGGUAAACCAUUUGGUGAUUCAGCAUCAAAGAAGUACAAUGAAGACACAUUCAUCUUUUCUCUAAAAACAAUGGUGUACAUGAUGAAGCGGCCUCCAAAGUAUUUUGAGGACUUUGUUCAUCGGCAUUUUCGCAAUCAUGCUCAUGAAAUUCUCGCAGCGUGCAAGGCAUAUAUGGAUGGAGCUCAAGUGGGGGAUCCAGUCAAAGGUUUGGUGCAGGUUGUUAAUGGUAAUCAGAUAUGCUCGCGAGUGUUUAAGAAUUCUCUUGCUGCGUUUUUGCCUAUUCUUGUCAAAGAGUUGACACAAAUAGGUGCCAAUGACUGUGAGAAAUUUUUAUCACCAGCACCAGUUGGGAAUAAGCAAAUUGGUAGCAGCAUGCCUCAGGCUGCAAAACCAACAGUUACACAGGAACACUCUUCCCUUGGCUGUCGUCAUUAUAAAUCCACCACAUUUCCAAUUCCCCCACCAACCCAAAACCAAAACGAACCCGGUUCACUGAUCGGCUCAGCUCUCUUCUCUCUCGGUGAAACUAAAGAAGAAGAAGAAGACGAAGACGAAGCGGCCAGAGCCGGUUCAGUAAUGGAGCCGCAGCUAAACGAACCCGAGAAAUCCAAUAAUAAUAACAAGCGAGCUCGUUCCGACAUGGAUACCGACGACGUUGUCGAGGUUGCUGCUCCGGUCGUGUGCUCUCGUGGAUUGCGAAAGAACAAAGAGGUGAUUUUGCGGGAUGUGAUUGACAUUGACAAAUAUGAUUCUGCUGAUGCAAUGUUUAUUUAUGAGAAAAUUGACAGAACUAGCAAAGGAAAGGCAGUGAGAAACUCCUCGGACGGUUACCAAAUUCAUCAAACAAAGGAAGCUGUCCUCCAUACGUCUCUUGGUUUUUCUGGUACAGAAACCAUUGGAUCAGUAAAUGGGAUUGAAAUUACUGAGGAUGUUGCCCCAGCAUCAAAUCACUUUAUUGACUUAGAUGGUCCCAAUUCUGAUGCAACUGCGGAUGAUGCUGAUGACUUCACUACUAUUAAUUUUGAAGAUUUUGACUAUGCCUUCUUGCAAUCCCAUUUCGAUAAUGUGGGUAUUCCUCCUGGGAUAGAAGCGCCUGUCCCACAUAUUCCUUGGUUGUCAAAUCCUCCUAAAAGUAAUGUUAGUUCGGUUUCUGGAAGUAAUUCUGUUGAUUCAAGUUGUCAAUUGAAAUCAGAUUAUGGUGAUCUCCCUGGAAAUGGGAUGUUUCCUUGGGCAGAUCCUCUUAGUUUCAACUUUAAGCCAACCGUAAUGGCCAGUUCAAGCUUCAGUACCCAAUUAGACAGAGUCAGUCACCCAAAAGGACAGUAUCAGUCAUCUUGGAAACAUUUGAAAGCUGCUAGAAAUAUUAAGAAACCAAUUGCUUCACAUCCCCAAGGUAGUGUGCCUAGUCUCCCAGUUGGAGCAGAACCAUCAAGAUCUCAACAAAGGUUCUAUGGAGCUUUGCACCGUAGAAAGAAGCGAUUUGCUUCAAGUAGUUCAACUAAAUAUGAUGCAAUGAAGUUCAAUACUGGAACUGAGACAUCUUUGUUCGGAUAUAACUUACCCAAUGGUGCAAUUGAUCCUUUUGGAUUACAGUCAUCCUCUGGCUGGUUGUCAGAUUCUUCGUUCCCAACUAGUGCUAAACCAUUUCAUUCAAAAUUCUAUGGUCCAGUUGGUUCCAUAUAUCCUCCUGCAGGAUUUCCAGGUAACCCGUGGGCUAAGGGUGCUUCCCAAACUCAAUACAAUGUCACUGCUGCAAGCCUUCCAACAACACCGGCUAGACAACUGUCUAGCAAGGACAUAGAUGAAAUUAUGCAGAAGUACAAGGGGUUUAAACAAUUUGAUACAGUUGAAGAUCAUUCUGACCAUCACUAUACUCUCGCUGGUACACUCCAUGGUCAUCCGAUGACUCAGCCACCAAAGAACUGGGCAAAGAGAAUCCAGGAAGAGUGGAAGAGUCUAGAGAAAGAUUUACCUGAUACAGUAUUUGUUCGAGUCUAUGAGACAAGGAUGGAUCUAUUGAGAGCUGUAAUUAUUGGAGCUGAGGGUACUCCUUACCAUGAUGGUCUCUUUUUCUUUGAUGUUUCCUUCCCCAGUAAUUACCCCAAUGUGCCGCCGCAUGUCCAGUACCACUCUGGUGGCCUUCGACUAAAUCCUAAUUUGUAUGCUUGUGGGAAAGUAUGCCUCAGCCUUCUCAACACCUGGUCGGGGAACCCUAAAGAGAUGUGGAUCCAGGGUGUCUCCACCAUUCUGCAAGUUUUAGUGUCCAUACAAGGGCUGAUCUUGAAUACAAAGCCCUACUUUAAUGAGCCUGGAUAUGCGUCUAUGAAUGGUUCGGCAGAUGGUGAAAUGAGGUCCCGGCAGUAUAAUGAGGAUACCUUCCUCCUGUCUUUAACAACUAUGGUAUACAUGAUGAGGAGGCCUCCCAAGCAUUUUGAGGAUUUUGUUAUGGGGCAUUUCCGGGAUCGUGCUCAUGACAUUCUGGUGGCAUGUAAAGCAUACAUGGAUGGCGCUCAAGUGGGAUGUCUGGUCAAAGGUGGGGUUCAGGAUGUUGAUGAGGGUGACAAGAGUUGCUCUCAGCGGUUUAAGGAUUCUUUAGCAGGGCACAUGCCAAUGCUUGUCAAAGAGUUUAUGCAGAUAGGGGUCAAGGAUUGUGAGAAAUAUUUGUCACCAGCUGUAAAUGGGAACAAGCAGAUUGGUAGUAUGCCUCAGGCUACAACAUCCAUGGUUUCUUGCUGAAAAAACAAAUGAUUUGGCAACCAAUCAAACAUGUCACCCUUCCAAGAGGUGUGGACUUUGGUUCCUAUCUUAUAUAACUUCAGACUCUUCUGCA